Messenger RNA from Phytophthora nicotianae INRA-310, 570 nucleotides. RefSeq lists its product as hypothetical. The record is from RefSeq and is a predicted model, not a curated record. Bases 1 to 570 code for a protein of 189 amino acids. The transcript has 3 exons. Lineage: Eukaryota; Oomycota; Peronosporomycetes; Peronosporales; Peronosporaceae.
AUGGCAGGUUUUACCAACCUAUUCUGCUUGAAGCUCGGCACUUCCCCUUUAGAGACGUUCACGAACAAGAUUCACGAGGAGGACGAUGACAUCGACGUGCUGCUAUUGACCGCCGUACAGACGCGGCGCGAAGCUAGUUUGCGCAGUGUCCGCCGUGAAGUGCACCAGCAAAUGAUAGAGAGCGCGUGGCGCGGUGCAAUGCGCACACGUCACUACUUGACGGUGUCAUGCAUGGAUGUACCCUGCGUGGCCGUGUGGAUGGCCCUUUACAAGAACGGCCUCGACAAGAACUUCAUAAACGCUACCAGUCUCACGAGAGCUGCCUUCAAAACGCUACUUAGAAGACUCGCGCGCUUCUACCACCUUCCUUCGGGUAGAGGUCGACCCCCGAAGCUACGAUAUUACCAUCAAGAUCUAGGCCUUGUACUUUGCUUCUACGUGGGUUCAAUGGAGAACUCUACACAGUGCAUGCUGUUCGGAGCUCCCCCUAGCACGUUGUCGCGCUCGCUACGCGCGGCCGAAGAAGCGCUAUCGCGUGCCCUUCCGGAAUUCUCUCUUGCACGUAUUUGA